GGGGGCGAAGUGCGCGCGCCGCCUCUCAGCAGCGGCGCCGGGGAGGUUCGCCCGACCCGUCCGCUCCGCUCGCAAAUAAAAGGAGAAACCGACAUGUUUGUCACGGUGCAAUUCGGAGAACGCCAGUCUGAGAUCUUCAACCUGAACUGCAGGAUCGUUAGCUUCGUCCACCGUCUGAAGGAGCGGUGCCGAGUGGAUCCGGACGAGCACAUUGACUUACUGGACACGACGGGUGAGCUGGCCAACCUGAGCGAGCGGGAGCUGUCUACGGACCCGGCCGGCAGCGUGCUGAGGGACAGACACAGUUACGUCCUCAUCCGUGUCACCAGGAGCGAAGGUGCUGUGGGCUGUAAAUAUGAGCCUCUCCUGUACGACCUGGACAAGAGUCAUCCUUCACUGGCAGAGCGCCUGAGGAGGCUGUCGAAACCCCACAAGGAGCGGGACAGGAAGGGCGGCCCCUCCAGGAAGGGCUGGCUGCAGAAGGACAGCCCCACCCCCCAUGCCACCAGGGCCCCUGCCACACCUGUCUCCAGUAGGGGAACCAGUGGCCCUAUCAGGAGAUAA
This is a messenger RNA of Scleropages formosus (Asian bonytongue), 564 nucleotides long. It is a transcript of the gene c8h22orf15, whose product is annotated as chromosome 8 C22orf15 homolog. The coding region runs from base 94 to 564 and encodes 156 amino acids. The record is from RefSeq and is a predicted model, not a curated record. NCBI's taxonomy places the organism in Eukaryota, Metazoa, Chordata, Actinopteri, Osteoglossiformes, Osteoglossidae. The transcript is spliced from 5 exons.